ACGAGUCACUGGAGUACAUGAAGCAGAAGGAUCUUGCUGAUUCACUGGAAAGAGGUGAGCACAAUGAAUCCAUAAAACGAGCCCAACAGGCACUGAUAACUCAUCUGAAGAAGAAGUUUGAAUGCAUAUUUGAAGCAAAGCAGGGCCAGCCAACCCUCCUCAAUGAGAUCUAUACAGAGGUCUACAUCACAGAGGGGGGAAGUGGGGAGGUCAAUGAUGAACACAAAGUCAGACAGAUUGAGACAGCAUCCAAGAGACAAACCACACAGGAGACUGCAAUCCUCUGCAAUGACAUCUUUAAGCCUUUACCUGGACAAGAGAAACCUAUCAAAACUGUGCUUACAAAGGGCAUCGCUGGCAUUGGGAAAACUGUCUCUGUGCAGAAGUUCAUUCUGGACUGGGCAGAAGGAAAAGCCAAUCAGGACAUUGAUUUCAUCUUCACUCUUCCUUUCCGAGAUCUGAAUCUGCAGGAGAAAAGAGAAUUCAGUCUGAUGCAGCUUCUGCAGCACUACUUUCCACAGCUGAAAGAGAUGAAAAGUGUUGACGGUGAUGAAGUCAAAGUUGUAUUUAUCUUUGAUGGACUGGAUGAGUGUCGACUUCCUCUAAAUUUCCAAAGUAGUAAGUACUGCUCCGAUAUAACAGAGUCAUCAUCAGUGGAUGUGCUGCUGACCAACCUCAUUAAGGGGAAUCUGCUUCCCUCUGCUCUCCUCUGGAUCACCUCCCGACCAGCAGCAGCCAAUCAGAUCCCUCCUGAGUGCGUCCACCAGGUGACAGAGGUACGAGGGUUCAAUGACCCGCAGAAAGAGGAGUACUUCAGGAAGAAAAUCAGAGAUGAGAACCAGGCCAGCAGAAUUAUCUCACACAUGAAGUCAUCCAGGAGCCUCUACAUCAUGUGUCACAUACCAGUCUUCUGCUGGAUUUCUGCUACUGUUCUGGAGACAAUGUUGGGUAAAACAGAGAGUGGAGAUCUGCCCAAAACUCUGACUGAAAUGUACACACACUUUCUGCUCAUUCAGACUAAGGUGAAGAAUCAGAAAUAUCAUGGCACUGAUGAGACAGACACAAAGAAGAUGUCAGCAUCAGAUACAGAAAUCAUCCUGAAACUGGGGCAGCUGGCUUUUCUACAGCUGAAAAAGGGCAAUCUGAUAUUCUAUGAAGAGGACCUGAAAGAGAGUGGCAUUGAUGUCAGUGAAGCUUCAGUGUACUCUGGGGUGUGCACAGAGAUCUUUAAAGAGGAGUGUGGGUUGUACCAGGAGAAGGUCUACUGCUUUGUGCAUCUGAGCAUUCAGGAGUAUCUGGCUGCCUUGUUUGUAUUUCAAUCAUGUGUAAAUGAGAACAGAAAUGUACUCAGAGCAGAAGAAUCAAAACCUCACAGUGACAGAGUGCAGCUGUCUGAGUUACACAGGAGUGCAGUGGAUCAGGCCUUAGAAAGUAAGAAUGAACACCUGGACCUUUUCCUCCGAUUCCUUCUCGGCCUCUCUCUGGACUCCAUUCAGACUCUUGUAGGAGGACUACUGACACAGACAGGAAGCAGACCUGGUGGAGCAAGACGCAAAACAAACACCCUUCUAACUUUGUUUCAAAGAUUACGCAGAAUGACAAGAUCACUUCUACCAGACCCACUGACACAGACAGGAAGCAGACCUGGUGGAGCAAGACGCAAAACAAACACCCUUCUAACUUUGUUUCAAAGAUUACGCAGAAAGACAAAAUCACCUGUACCAGACCCACAGAUACAGACAGAAAGCAGAUCAGAGAACAUUAAGAAAACAGUCCAGUACAUUAAGGAGAGGAUCAGAGAGGAAUCUUCAGCAGAGAGGAUCACCUAUCUGUUCCACUGUCUCAAUGAACUGAAUGACAACUCUCUAGUGCAGGAAAUCCAGAAUUCCCUGAGAUCAGGAAAACUUUCUGAUAAAGAGGUGGAACCAGACCAAUGUUCAGCUCUGGCCUUUGUGUUACUGAUGUCGGAGGAGAUCCUGGAUGAGUUUAACUUGAAGACAUACAACACAUCAGCAGCAUGUCAUCAGAGACUGCUACCAGUAGUCAGGAACUGCAGGAAGGCCAUGAUCCAGCAGUCACUGGAGUACAGCUCUUUUGAUGAGAAGAGUUCAGAUAAAUUAUCUUCCGCAAUAAAGUCUCUCCUGCUCACUCUGAUGAAGCUGAAGAAGGAUGAGAAGUUGAAACUGUUUCAGAGCCAUCUGAGUCAGGAUUGCCCAGAAUGCUGUCUUGACGAUCAGUUUAUGAAGUUUAUUAAUGAAUUGUUCGAAAGUCAUGAAGUUGAUGAUUACCCUGAAUGCAUUGAGAGAGAGCAGGAGGAUCCUGAGGCUGUGUGCAUAGUUGAGAAGUUGCUGGAGACCUGUGGCAGUGAGGGGUUUCUGAAGAUCACACUCCACAUCCUGAGGAAGAUGAAGCAGAAGGAGCUCGCUGAGCACAAUGAGUCCAUAAAAAGAGCCCAGCAGGCACUGAAAACUCAUCUGAAGAAGCAGUUUGAAUGCAUAUUUGAAGGUUUAGCAAAGCAGACAACCCUCCUCAAUGAGAUCUAUACAGAGCUCUACAUCACAGAGGGAGGAAGUGGGGAGGUCAAUAAUGAACAUGAAGUCAGACAGGUUGAGACAGCAUCCAAGAGACAAACCACACAGGAGACUGCAAUCCUCUGCAAUGACAUCUUUAAGCCUUUACCUGGACAAGGGAAACCUAUCAGAUCUGUGCUUACAAAGGGCAUCGCUGGAAUUGGGAAAACUGUCUCUGUGCAGAAGUUCAUUCUGGACUGGGCAGAUGGAAAAGCCAAUCAGGACGUUGAUUUCAUCUUCACUCUUCCUUUCCGAGAUCUGAAUCUGCAGGAGAAAAGAGAAUUCAGUCUGAUGCAGCUUCUGCAGCACUACUUUCCACAGCUGAAAGAGAUCAGAAGUGUUGAAGGUGAUGAAGUCAAAGUUGUAUUUAUCUUUGAUGGACUGGAUGAGUGUCGACUUCCUCUAAAUUUCCAAAGUAUUAAGUACUGCUCCGAUAUAACAGAGUCAUCAUCAGUGGAUGUGCUGCUGACCAACCUCAUUAAGGGGAAUCUGUUUCCCUCUGCUCUCCUCUGGAUCACCUCCCGACCAGCAGCAGCCAAUCAGAUCCCUCCUGAGUGCGUCCACCAGGUGACAGAGGUACGAGGGUUCAAUGACCCGCAGAAAGAGGAGUACUUCAGGAAGAAAAUCAGAGAUGAGAACCAGGCCAGCAGAAUUAUCUCACACAUGAAGUCAUCCAGGAGCCUCUACAUCAUGUGUCACAUACCAGUCUUCUGCUGGAUUUCUGCUACUGUUCUGGAGACAAUGUUGGGUAAAACAGAGAGUGGAGAUCUGCCCAAAACUCUGACUGAAAUGUACACACACUUUCUGCUCAUUCAGACUAAGGUGAAGAAUCAGAAAUAUCAUGGCACUGAUGAGACAGACACAAAGAAGAUGUCAGCAUCAGAUACAGAAAUCAUCCUGAAACUGGGGCAGCUGGCUUGUCUACAGAUGGAAAAGGGCAAUCCGAUAUUCUAUGAAGAGGACCUGAAAGAGAGUGGCAUUGAUGUCAGUGAAGCUUCAGUGUACUCUGGGGUGUGCACAGAGAUCUUUAAGGAGGAGUGUGGGUUGUACCAGGAGAAGGUCUACUGCUUUGUGCAUCUGAGCAUUCAGGAGUAUCUGGCUGCCUUGUUUGUAUUGCAAUCAUGUGUAAAUGAGAACAUAAAUGUACUCAGAGCAGAAGAAUCAAAACCUCACAGUGACAGAGUGCAGCUGUCUGAGUUACACAGGAGUGCAGUGGAUCAGGCCUUAUUGAGUAGGAAUGGACACCUGGACCUUUUCCUCCGAUUCCUUCUCGGCCUCUCUCUGGACUCCAUUCAGACUCUCUUAGGAGGACUACUGACACAGACAGGAAGCAGAUCAGAGAGCAUUAAGAAAACAGUCCAGUACAUUAAGGAGAGGAUCAGAGAGGAAUCUUCAGCAGAGAGGAUCAUCAAUCUGUUCCACUGUCUCAAUGAACUGAAUGAUAACUCUCUAGUGCAGGAAAUCCAGAAUUCCCUGAAAUCAGGAAAACUUUCUGAUAAAAAGCUGGAACCAGACCAAUGUUCAGCUCUGGCCUUUGUGUUACUGAUGUCGGAGGAGAUCCUGGAUGAGUUUGACUUGAAGACAUACAACACAUCAGCAGAAGGUCAUCAGAGACUGGUACCAGUAGUCAGGAACUGCAGGAAGGCCAUGUCCGAAGUGCGGCAGCUGGAGAGUGUAGCACAGACAUCUUCCUCAGAGAAUCAUCAACCUUAAAAUCCUCAAUUUCAC
Anguilla anguilla (European eel) is the source of this 4298-nucleotide messenger RNA. RefSeq lists its product as uncharacterized. NCBI's taxonomy places the organism in Eukaryota, Metazoa, Chordata, Actinopteri, Anguilliformes, Anguillidae. The transcript is spliced from 6 exons. Bases 18 to 4283 code for a protein of 1421 amino acids. The record is from RefSeq and is a predicted model, not a curated record.